AUGGCAUGCCAGGCAUUCAGUACAGACUCGUUCAGUCCUCUGGCUCCGGAGUUGCCCAUCCUGAUGCAUCACGCGUCCACCAGCGACUGCCUGUCUUCUGGCUCUCACGCCCACUCCAUGGUGUCUGCAGUUUCCUCUGGACUGUCCCUGGGUCAGUCGUCCAAACGCUCUCACAUGCACCUCUCCACCACUCCCCUCGGAAAUGCACCCCCAAGCCUACAUUAUCCAGUCACCCCCUGUCACUAUGGCAACCAGCAGGCCUAUGGCAUGAUGACAGCUCAGGAGAUGCUCUCAGCCAGUAUUUCUCAAACUCGGAUCCUUCAGACCUGCGCUGUGCCUCACCCAAAUAUGGUCAGCGCCACCAACCCAUUGCAAGGAUCCCUCACUUCCUGCUUGUACAAGUUUCCAGACCAUGGCCUAAGCAGUGGAUCGUGCGCGCUGAGCCAUGGUUUCUCCACUCUACCACAGGCGCUGCUCUCCUCUGAUGAGACCCCUGGGGGGCUCUCCGCUGUCGGAGGAGGGGAGGGGUUGAAAGCGGACGUCCCCAGAAAGAGCAUCCGCGAGCAUGACGAAGCUCCCACCAUGGACUCCCCGCAGAUCCGCGAGUUGGAGAUGUUUGCCAACGACUUUAAGAUCAGGAGAAUCAAGCUGGGCUACACUCAGACGAAUGUGGGAGAGGCUCUGGCAGCGGUGCACGGCUCUGAGUUCAGUCAAACCACAAUCUGCCGCUUCGAAAACCUCCAACUGAGCUUCAAAAACGCUUGCAAACUCAAGAGCAUCCUGGAGAAGUGGCUGGAUGAGGCCGAACUAGCUGGUGCCUUGUACAGUGACAAAGUGGGAAUGAAUGAGAGGAAGAGGAAGCGAAGAACAACUAUCAGCCUAGGAGCUAAAGAGGCUUUAGAGCGCAGCUUUGUGGAGAAGACCAAACCUUCGUCUCAGGAAAUCGCUCGGAUCGCCAAAGGACUGCACCUGGAGAAGGAGGUGGUCCGGGUCUGGUUCUGUAACAGGCGGCAGAGGGAGAAACGGGUCAAAACCAGUUUAAACCUGAGUCUGAAGAUCAGCCCCAACUGCAUCACUCAGAUGAGCAAGACCCAGCGGCCAAUCACAUAG
This is a messenger RNA of Boleophthalmus pectinirostris (great blue-spotted mudskipper), 1110 nucleotides long. RefSeq names its product POU class 1 homeobox 1 (gene pou1f1). NCBI's taxonomy places the organism in Eukaryota, Metazoa, Chordata, Actinopteri, Gobiiformes, Gobiidae. Gene Ontology annotation, molecular function: RNA polymerase II cis-regulatory region sequence-specific DNA binding; DNA-binding transcription factor activity, RNA polymerase II-specific. Bases 1 to 1110 code for a protein of 369 amino acids. The transcript is spliced from 7 exons. The record is from RefSeq and is a predicted model, not a curated record. Gene Ontology annotation, biological process: regulation of transcription by RNA polymerase II.